AUGGCGGACCAUGACGAGAAGUCUCUCACCUCAAAGAUGAUAUACCGGCAGCAUCACACUGCUGCUGAGGGCUCUUUAAUGUGCAGGGACAAAGGCACCGUGGUGUUUCUGGGACGAGAGGUGAAGAAAGUUCAGGCCAGUGGCCAUGAGCUUCAACUAAAUGAUCGUCACACUAACUAUGAACAUAACCUUUACAUUUCUCUCUUUUUCUUAACAGCAGCAGCUUGGAAGUAUUCCUCCUCCACUGUCAGAGUUGGAGAUGAAGUGACUUUGUCUUGUAGAAAUGUGAUAGAUGAUCAGGAUAAGUGUUACAGGACUACCUGGUUCUUCACUGGUUUAAAAAACGCAGUGUUGCUGUUUGAAGACGGGAAGAUUCACAAAGAAGCCAAAACUAAAUCAGACAGACUGAGUGUUAAUGAGAAAUGUUCUCUGGUUAUAAAGAAGGUCACAGAUGAGGAUGUUGGUAGUUACACCUGCAGACAGAUCAGAUCAGGAGAACAAUAUGAAGACACAGUGGUUUAUCUGUCUGUUGUUACCAUGGCUGAACAGAAGAACGAUGAUACGGUCACUGUGUUCUGCUCUGUGUCAGGAUAUUGUGACCACUCAGUGAAGUGGCUGUAUGAGGGUGAUAAGUCUGACGUGGAGACAACACAGCUUGACUGUUCUGCCAAUGUAACAUUUACAACAUCUCAUCUUCAUCAGAAGUCAAAGUAUUACGAGUUAUUGAAAUGUGAAGUGACCAACGUUGUGAUUGGAGAAGUGCAGCUGUUCACCUUCAUCCAUCCUCAGUCCUCCAGUGAAAAACCAGGUGAUGAUGCAACAACUACAAUAUCUCCGACUACAAAUAAAUCACCAAUGAUAACAGGAAAUAAAUGGACAUCAGAAGAGACAAACAACACGACAUCUGAAAACAACAAUCAAACUAAACCAGAAGGCUGGUGGAGGAUCAUCGUCGUGCCUCUGGGUUUAGCAUCACUCAUAACAAGUGUUGUGGUGGUCAACAUAUGGGCAAGAGCUAAAGGGAACAAAACACAGACAGAAGAAAGCAUUAAGUAUAAUGAUGAUGAUGAGGAUGAAGGUACAGUGACCUAUGAAAACGCUGCAGAGCCUUCUACCUCUGUCUGA
This is a messenger RNA of Perca fluviatilis (European perch), 1125 nucleotides long. RefSeq lists its product as uncharacterized. NCBI's taxonomy places the organism in Eukaryota, Metazoa, Chordata, Actinopteri, Perciformes, Percidae. The record is from RefSeq and is a predicted model, not a curated record. Gene Ontology annotation, molecular function: MHC class II protein binding; protein tyrosine kinase binding. Gene Ontology annotation, cellular component: external side of plasma membrane; membrane raft. Gene Ontology annotation, biological process: interleukin-15-mediated signaling pathway; positive regulation of ERK1 and ERK2 cascade; T cell activation. The transcript has 8 exons. Bases 1 to 1125 code for a protein of 374 amino acids.